Messenger RNA from Phaedon cochleariae (mustard beetle), 3178 nucleotides. NCBI's taxonomy places the organism in Eukaryota, Metazoa, Arthropoda, Insecta, Coleoptera, Chrysomelidae. The record is from the annotation of a GenBank genome assembly.
CGGUCAUACAAAUUUCGAUUCAUCUUUCAGUUUGUGCGGUGUGUCCUUUCUUGCGGGGAGACUGUUUUGGAGUGAGAGUUUUUUGAGACGUUCAUGCGCAACGUGAUUGAUUGAUUGACUUUCCGCGGUUCGCUUGUUUUUUUAAUAAUAAAUGGCUGUAUCUACGCUCAACAUGUCGCCCUAUUUUGCUGGAUAUCCUUUUCAAGGCCAAGGUAGAGUAAACCAACUAGGCGGCGUUUUCAUCAAUGGCAGGCCUCUGCCCAAUCACAUCCGACUGAAAAUCGUGGAAAUGGCAGCCGCCGGAAUAAGACCCUGUGUGAUAUCCAGGCAGCUCAGAGUGUCUCACGGCUGCGUCUCGAAAAUCCUGAACCGGUAUCAGGAAACCGGAAGCAUCAGGCCCGGUGUGAUUGGAGGCUCUAAGCCUAGAGUUGCUACCCAGGAAGUGGAGAGUCGGAUCGAGAUGUGGAAAAAAGAUCAGCCUGGGAUUUUCUCUUGGGAAAUCAGGGACAAACUCAUCAAGGAUGGAAUUUGCGACAAAAACUCAGCUCCUUCUGUCAGUUCGAUCAGCAGACUGAUCAGAGGUGGCCGAAAAGAUGACCCGGAACGCAAAAAUCACUCUAUAGAUGGAAUUUUGGGCCCCACUUCAUCGGGCGAAGAUAGCGACACAGAAUCCGAACCCGGCAUACCCCUGAAACGCAAGCAACGCCGUUCCAGAACCACCUUCACAGGCGAGCAACUAGAAGCCUUAGAGCGAGCCUUCAGUCGCACCCAGUACCCAGACGUCUACACCAGGGAAGAGCUAGCCCAAAAGACCAAGCUCACCGAAGCCAGAGUGCAAGUCUGGUUCUCCAACCGGCGAGCGCGUCUGCGCAAACAAGUGAACUCUCAGCAACUCAACGCCUUCAAUGCCAUGUCGCUGCAAACGGCCUUCCCCGCAGUGCAGCAGCAUUAUUCGGAUGGAGCCUUCAAUCAAGCCGCUUGGGCACAACAGAGCUAUGCUUCUACUGCAGCUCUAGGGACUGCUAGCUCUGCGUCUCCGAGCACCGUUCCUAGUACCCCUAGUAGUGGCAACACUGCCGCAGCGUACAAUUCGUAUGGUGGGGGUAGCGGUUUGGAGCAAGGGGGGGUGAAUCAUUUCGGUUAUAAUGUGGUGCAGACUUCUCCGGGGCAUCAUAGUCCGACGACGCAGCAGAGUGCUAUUUGGGCAAGGCAUGCGCAGAAUAACAAGAUGGCGGAGAAUUUGACGGUGCCUUGGCAUGAGAACUAUAACAGCCUAUUUGCUCCAGGCUCCCACUAUGGUGCCCAUUCACCGAGUGAGGCUAAAUCAGGCUAUCCGUACUUUGGUGCAAUGGAGAUGUGUUCGAGCAGGGUCCACUGAAAUCUGAAACUGAUUGUUUCGGAAAAAUCGCUUUAAUUUCUGUAAAUAACUGACACACUAAUUAUAGUCUAUUUAUAUCGAGCAAUACUUCGAAAAUUGAUUGUUGAAUUAUGUUGUGUACAUAUACAUUGUAUUUUGCAGUAGAUUGAUGUAAACAGAGAGAGCUUUAUGUGAUUUUUAUUUUGAACUCAGUGUACUAGUAGUGUGUGAUGGGAGAUAUUUAUUAUUUGCUGAUUUUGCUGAAUGAUAAUACAGGGUGGCCCACGGUCGAUGGUACCUUAGACGUAUACGGAAAACGGUACAUUAGAUUAUCCUGAAAAUUUGGUAACUCUAAUGAGCGUUCGUGAUCUAACGAUUCAAAAUAUUUUCAGCGAUGCAGCGUUGCCACUUUUACCAAAAAGUAGCAUCAUCUUUGUUAUUUCAAAUGGAACACCCUGUAUUUCAUUGCGUUUUUAGAUUCUUCUCGAAGAGCCGAUUGUAUCAAUGCAUCACACUUGGGGUCUAGCAGGAAUUAUUACAGAGAUAUAGGGUGUUCAAAAUCGAGAUUUUUCAAUUUCAGGAAUUUUUUGUGUCGAAACUAUUCAUUAUCGAUCAAAACGGCUAACGUGUUCCUAUCUUAACUUCUGAUUCACUAUCUACUGACAAUUAAUUGGAACAGAUACAGGGUGCUCAAAAUUCUGAAUCUUGGACCAUCCUGUAUUUUUUCUAAUUAAAUGUCGGUAGAUAGUUAAUCAAGAGUUAAUAUAGGGACAUGUAAGCCGUUUCGACCAAUGAUGAAUAGUUUUCGACACAAAAAAUCCUAAAGUUGAAAAAUCUCGAUUUUGAACACUCUAUAUCUCUGUAAUAAUUCCUGCUAGACCCCAAGUGUGAUACAUUGAUGGAAUCAGCUCUUCGAGAAGAAUCUAAAAACGCAAUGAAAUACAGGGUGUUCUAUUUGAAAUAACAAAGAUGAUGCUACUUUUUGGUAAAAGUGGCAACGCUGCUUCGCUGAAAAUAUUUUGAAUCGUUAGAUCACAAACGCUUAUUAGAGUAACCAAAUUUUCAGGAUAAUCCAAUGUACCGUUUUCCGUAUACGUCUAAGGUACCAUCGACCGUGGGCCACCUUGUAUACUUCUCUUCCUUCUUCACACUAUUAAUUGAUUCCUCUUGUAUAUGAAUAUGUAAAUAGAACGAAUCGUAUUUAGGAACAAACGGUCACAAAUGGAGUAACCUGAUAGGUAUGAUUGGUCUUUUAACUUAUAUGAAUACAAGUCUACUGUUAAAUAAUGAGUGCAUUAUAAGAUAUAUAGAGGUUAUAUAUGGAAAAAUUUUCCGGGUGUCCCAAUUCCGGCUCAAAUGAGAAAGACUGUUGCACAAAAAUUAUAGUCAUUGAAAUCACACCUCGAUGAAUCACCCCACUGCACAUGCCACCAACUGUUUUUUUUUAAAUUACACCCCCAUGUUGUUAUGGCAUGUUUGAGUAUAUCAUAUUAAGAAUCAUUAUAAAUCUGAAAGACAGAGUCAGACGACUGAUAUAAAAUAAUUGAAACAAUCCGAUAAACCACCCCUUUGCACAAACCUCUCUCUUUUUUUUUUCAAAUCACAUCUUCUUAUUUUUGUGGUAUGUUUGAAUAGCUCGUGAGCGAUAUUGUUAGGCUCUGUACAGGACGGACCAAAUUAGAGACUUUUAAAGGGAAAGUCUUAUUCCCGUUCUAUAGAUAGAACAAAACUGAUGUUGGUGCCUGUUGAUCAAUUCACUUGACAAACUGAAUGGUGAAAACUGCAUAUCGAUAUCUAUCUUCGUUCCAGAGUUACAAGGUG